This is a messenger RNA of Nelumbo nucifera (sacred lotus), 1496 nucleotides long. It is a transcript of the gene TBL36, whose product is annotated as TRICHOME BIREFRINGENCE-LIKE 36. Gene Ontology annotation, molecular function: O-acetyltransferase activity. The record is from RefSeq and is a predicted model, not a curated record. Gene Ontology annotation, cellular component: Golgi apparatus. Lineage: Eukaryota; Viridiplantae; Streptophyta; Magnoliopsida; Proteales; Nelumbonaceae.
GUUAUGGGACAGGACAGUCUCACACAAUAUUACUCAACCAAUCUCCCUCUUAGUUUCUUCUAACAACUUGUCUGUAACUUCAAUGGGUGAAAUUACACCCAACACUUGGUUUCUCUUCUUCGUAUUCAUCUUCUCUCUGAGAUUCUUCAAUGGAGAAUGCUCUCAGUCCAGCCUAGGGAAGGACUCAUGGUUGGAAGAAAAAGACCAUGAAGUAAACAUGGUUCAAGGUCAGCCGACCUCCAUGAACAGCUGUGAUAUGACUGAGGGGAAAUGGGUUUAUGAUCAAUCGUACCCUCUUUAUGAUACAACAUGUCCUUAUCUUAGUAUUCCGGUGAGCUGCCGGAGAAAUGGUCGGCCGGAUUCUGACUAUGAGAAGUGGAAGUGGAAGCCUCAUGGAUGUUCAAUUCCCAGGUUUGAUGCAUUGGAUUUUCUUGCAAGGAUGAGAAGGAAAAGGAUAAUGCUGGUAGGAGAUUCCAUAAUGAGGAAUCAAUGGGAGUCUCUUGUGUGCCUUGUGGAAGCAGUUAUUCCUACUGAGCUGAAGACAGUUACCUAUAAUGGUCCAUCUAUGGCCUUCCAUGCCUUGGAUUUUGAGAUGUCAAUUGAGUUUUCUUGGGCUCCAUAUCUGGUUGAAAUGAAGGAAGGACCCCAAAACAAAAGAAUUCUGCACUUGGAUUUGAUUGAAGAGAAUGCAAAAUUCUGGAGAGGAGUUGAUAUUCUUGUGUUUGAUUCAGCUCACUGGUGGACACACUCUGGGAAAUGGAGCUCGGUGGACUUUUACAUGGAGGGAAACAGUAUGAUCACAAGCUUGAACCCAAUGGUUGCCUAUGAGAAGGGUCUAACUACAUGGGCUAGAUGGGUAGACUUAAACCUAGACCCCAAGCGAACCCGAGUCAUUUUUCGGAGCAUCUCGCCUAGGCAUAACAGAGAAAAUGGCUGGAAAUGCUACAAUCAGAGGGAGCCAUUGAGGAACUUCAAUCACCAACCUCAUGUUCCUGAACAAUUGCCAAUUCUAGAAGCAGUACUAGAGAGAAUGAGCUUCCCAGUCUACUUGCAUGAUAUCACAAGAAUGUCUGCAUUUCGAAGAGACGCCCAUCCAUCAGUAUACUCCAGGGCUUUGGAUGAGCAGCAGAGGCAGCACCCAACAGACUACACCUCUGACUGUAGCCACUGGUGCCUUCCUGGGGUACCUGAUAUAUGGAAUGAGAUGCUGAACGUAUUAAUCUAAUCUUGUACAAAGAAAGUAAAACAUAGCUAGGGUGGUUAGAAGAAUAACUUGUUCUGCCAAAUUAGGGUCUGUCUGUUGUUCAUGCCAACUAGAUGGAAGUACGGCUAAUUAGAUCAACUGAUCAAAAUAGGUGUUUAUCAGUGUCUUGAGUUUUGUACUAUGAGACUUCCUUAAAGAGCUCUCUGUAAUGAUGUUCUAAGAUGUGAUAUGAGUAUGAUGGCAAUAGUGCUUUCUUAUCUGUUGACCAUAUAUAGAAUUCAAUUAAAUUCUU